Mucor mucedo is the source of this 774-nucleotide messenger RNA. Its product is annotated as cfr family radical SAM enzyme. Gene Ontology annotation, biological process: rRNA base methylation; tRNA methylation. Gene Ontology annotation, molecular function: iron-sulfur cluster binding; catalytic activity. The transcript has 2 exons. The record is from RefSeq and is a predicted model, not a curated record. Bases 1 to 774 code for a protein of 257 amino acids. Lineage: Eukaryota; Fungi; Mucoromycota; Mucoromycetes; Mucorales; Mucoraceae.
AUGCCUAAUCUCUCCAAGGAUCUUCGACAAGAACUCAGUGCCAAAUACGAGAUCAACUAUGGUGAAGUUAAGCUGGAUAAGGUGGCAUUGGAUAACACUCGUAAAUUCUUAAUUGGAUUCAACACAAAACAAGACCCUAAAGCAAUUGUAGAAACCGUCAUCAUACCCGAGAUAAAACGAUCGACGCUUUGUGUAUCUUCUCAAAUUGGAUGCUCUCUCAAUUGCAGCUUUUGUCACACAGGCACACAGAAAUUAGAGCGUAGUUUAAGCUCGGGGGAGAUUGUGGGUCAAUACAUGAUUGCGGCCUCUGCUUGUGGUGAUUUCCCGUUUGCGGAUGAAAAGAAAAAGAUGUUGUCUAAUAUGGUCUUUAUGGGUCAAGGUGAACCCUUGUACAAUUGGCGUCAUGUCAGUAAAGCCAUUCGAGUACUUACAGACGUUCAAGGUCUGAACUGGUCCAAGCCUAAAAUCACCAUCUCUACCUCUGGUGUAGUUCCUUUAAUACCCAAGAUUGCAACAGAGUUGGGUGUAUCGUUAGCUAUUUCGCUUCAUGCGACCAACAAUGAAUUACGAGAUAUCCUCGUACCUUUAAACAAGACUUUCCCUCUUGAAAUGGUCUUGGAAGCCUGUAAAUCGUAUGCACAUCAUAUGGGCAACAGAGGAAGAAGAAUUACUUUUGAAUAUGUUAUGCUGGAUCACGUGAAUGAUUCGUUAUCCGAUGCUAGACUUAUGGUCAAAUUAUUAAAACAGUUACCUGCCCACGUCAACCUGAUGUAA